Messenger RNA from Dovyalis caffra, 798 nucleotides. The record is from the annotation of a GenBank genome assembly. NCBI's taxonomy places the organism in Eukaryota, Viridiplantae, Streptophyta, Magnoliopsida, Malpighiales, Salicaceae.
AUGGAAACCGUUGCUGAGAACGUUACCGUCAAGGCUCAGACAUCAAUGCAGGAGAAGGUGAAUGGCAUUGAUCAUCAGCACAAGGGUACUAAUGGAGUUAACUGUGAGAAUGGAACAAAGGUUGUGGAAGAGUCAACUGUGGAGAAAGUUCAGGAAACAGUUGGAAAAGAAGCUGAAGGCGAGUUGCCAAAGGAAGAGGUAGCGGUUGAGGUUGAAGCCAAGACAGGGGUUUCCUUCCCAGUUAAGUUGGAUGAUGGGAAGCAGUUGAUGAGCAUCGGCUUGAGGAAGAAGUCCAUGCUUGGCAUGGGCAUCAAGAUCUAUAGCUUUGGAAUGUAUGCAGAUAAUGAGAAACUGAAAGACCUUAUGAGGUCAAAGAUUGGAAAGGCUCUAGGAAAACCGACAAAGGACAUGUAUCAGGAGGUAAUUGACAGUGACGCAGCCAUGAUGGUGAGGCUGGUAAUAGUAUUUUCUAGCCUCACAAUGAACAUGGUGAGAAAGAAUUUUGACGAAGGUCUAGGAGCAUCCAUUAAAAAGCUGACUGGUGGAAAAAAGAAUGAAGAGCUCACCAGCAAGGUCAUGGGUGCAGCUUCAGAUGACAUAAAGUUAACUACGGGUUCUGUGAUUGAGAUUUCUCGUCUCCCAGGAUAUAUUCUUCAAACAAAAGUGAUGGAUGAAGUGGUUAGCAAGGUUGAGAGUGAACUUCUCUGCAGGGCAUACACUUACAUGUAUCUGGGAGAUGAUCCCUUUGACAAGGACGCCAAGGAAAAAUUUGGGAUGUCCCUGCUUUCACUCUUCUGA